Molecule: messenger RNA, 390 nt
Organism: Episyrphus balteatus (marmalade hoverfly)
Lineage: Eukaryota; Metazoa; Arthropoda; Insecta; Diptera; Syrphidae
Product: endocuticle structural protein SgAbd-6-like
Exons: 2
Coding region: 35-331 (98 amino acids)
Cellular component (GO): chitin-based extracellular matrix
Molecular function (GO): structural constituent of chitin-based larval cuticle
Source: RefSeq, a predicted model, not a curated record
UCAAUUUAGUUCCAACAAACAUUCCACUAUCAACAUGAAAUUCGUUAUUGUUUUCGUUGCUUUGAUUGCAGUCUGCUCAGGAGCAGCUAUUUCCAGUGAUGCAGAAGCUACUGUCCUCCGUGAUAAUCGUAAGAACGAUGGAAUCAAUGGUUACGAAUUUAAUUUCGAGACCAGUAAUGGCAUUAAUCGUAAUGAAGCUGGAGUUUUGAAGCCAGUUGGAGAAGUUAAUGUUAUCACUGUAUCGGGAGAUGCUUCAUGGAUAGCACCAGACGGUACUCCAGUGAACUUUAAAUUCACAGCUGAUGAAAAUGGAUUCCAUCCAAUUGCUUAAGCUGAAUAAUCAAAUCAACAAACAUUUGUGAUUUAAAAUUAGUAUUUUAUAAUUUAAUA